Haliotis rufescens (red abalone) is the source of this 2613-nucleotide messenger RNA. Its product is annotated as sulfotransferase 6B1-like. The coding region runs from base 585 to 1283 and encodes 232 amino acids. Gene Ontology annotation, biological process: sulfation. The transcript has 4 exons. NCBI's taxonomy places the organism in Eukaryota, Metazoa, Mollusca, Gastropoda, Lepetellida, Haliotidae. Gene Ontology annotation, molecular function: sulfotransferase activity. Gene Ontology annotation, cellular component: cytoplasm. The record is from RefSeq and is a predicted model, not a curated record.
UCUACCCCAGAUCUUCACGGGUCUGAAGCUUUUUAAGGUGGUUAGCUGAACUCAAGACACUGGUUAUUACUUUUUGCAAACUGAAAAGGUUGGAAGCAUGAUUUUGAAAAAUAAAUAUAAUCGCACGCACGUGUCUUAUAAUAUGAAAUAUAUAAUCAAACCUAAGUUAUUGUUUUCUUGUGUAUUUUUUUGGUUUCAAGCCACACUCCGCGAUAUUCCAGCUGUAUGACGACGGUCUAUUUAAACAAGUCUGGACAAGACAAUCCGGUCAUUGACGUCAUCGUUCUACGAAAUUGAAAUACGAUGACAUGCCUCGACCAAGUCUCCAAGCCUGACCCGCCAGAUCGCGUUAGUUGCCUCUCACGACAAACAUGAGUUGCUAAAGACCAGUUCUAACCAGCAUCUUCACCGGUGAAAACCUCAGAGAUUUAAACUGUUAUCGACUCGUGUUCAUAUAUUUCAUAUCAAAAGACAUUCGGGUGAGAUUAAAUAUUUAUCAACACAUCUCUUUUCCAUAACUCGUACUAAUUUCUAUUCAAGACAAUGUAUGUGUAUCGCACACAGGAACCAACUGGACAUAUUAAAUGACAAGCAUGUUACUGAACGGAGAGGCGAAAACUAUACCCUCAAUGAAGCCCAUUCUUGAGAUGCUGCCACAUGAACACUUUGAGAAAUUCCCCUCCCCCCGUGUUAUCACCACCCAUGUUGGAAUGUCAGAAGCUCCCGAGGACAUUAAAAUAAAGAAAUGCAAGACUAUCUUCACCCUGCGUGAUCCAAGAGACGUGGCCGUGUCAAUGUAUAAAAUGGCUUACGGGAAACCUUGGUCGGACAUCCCAUACUACGGCUCGUUUGAAGAUUACUUCUACCUGUUUAUCGAAGGCAAAGUUGAUUUCAACGGUCUGUUUCAUCACUGGCGAGAUGCUGAGAACUUCUUCAAUGAGCAUCCCGACGUUCCUGUUCAUUUCCACAGUUAUGAAGAGGCCUUACAGGAUCCCGUUUUGGCAGUCAAUAAAUUGUCCGACUUUUUAGGUCUUCCAAGAAAUGACAGGCUUUGUCGAGAUGUUGCCGAGAAAUGUGAAUUCUCUAAACUGAAAGCCGACAAGGAACCCUACGCAAUGAAAUUGGAUGGUGAAAACUUUGUGUUCCGUCAAGGUAAAUGUGGUGAUUGGAAGAACUGGUUCACUGAACAGAUGCUGGAGGACUACUAUCGCGUGUAUGAUGAAAUGAUGACGGGGUCAAUGUUCUACGACCGCUAUUCCAGAUCAAACAUGAAGGAAAUCUGAACCUUUGUCGCUUUCACAAAUCACUGUAUUUAGAUGUCCGGCCCUCUUGUAUAGUUAAAGCCGUAGUUUGUAUUUGGAUUUUGGUUAGUUCUUUAUUUUCCACAGUCGCCACGAUAAACCUGACGUAUUGCCGAUGUGACGUUACAUUUUAACUCACUCACUCUAUCUUCCCCACAGUGAAGCGGACAUUGUGGAAAGAUAACAUAGAUUAAUGUUAAUAUGUUUUUGCUCUCAGUUUCUGAGAUACAUGUAAUUAAUUUGAUAGUGUAUCAAUACAUGCUUUGGGGGGAUGCUUAUCCCAUUAAUAAAAGGGUCACGGGUGGCCCAAUUGUCAAAGGCGCCGCGAUUCAAAAUCUAUGUUAGUGGGUUCUAAUCGCAGUAACGAUCCCUUGUUCAUGGGUUUCACCAAAGUGGUAAAUUAUGGCUUUCCUCCCAGUUCGAGCUGAAACCUCGUGGAAUGAUUGAAAUGCAUUGAAAGCUGCGUUUAUCCCCUCACUCAUUGAAAGGGAUUUCGACAAAAUGCACGCACAGUAUUAACUUCAUAAUCCCUGGACUCUGUAAAAAUCGAUGGAUUUUUGGAUAUACGCGUAUCCAAGAGUCACUGAACUUCUAAAUAUGCCAAUUUGGUAUUCAUCGUUCGAGGCAUCCGAAUACAGUAUCGAGUCGCGGGACGUCAUUUGAUCACAUUCACACAUAGGUCAUUGGCGUCAUAUAAUUUUCAAAUAUGUUUUAAUAAUGUUGUGGGGCAUUUGGAUAGCCUAGUGGUUAAAGCGUUCGCCCGGCACGUCGAAUACCCGGGUUAGAUUCCCUAGAUGGGUAUAGUGCGUGAAACGCAUUUGUGGAAUGUUGCUAAAAGCGGCGUAAAACCAUGUUCACUCACUCAUAAUGAGUUCUUUUGUGUUAUGAUAAGAGGUCACACAGUUAAGUCACCCGACAGCUUUCUUCCCCAUUCAAGGUGACAUACUGCGAUACAACAAUAAAUACAUUGUUUCUCGUGGACAGACUAGUACUAAAAAUAAACCAGCACCUUGAUGUUUUAAAACGUUGUGUUGAGCACUAAGAAGAAAAGGUUUCAUAACUCAUAUUUAAAGGUCAGUGUUUAGAAGUAGUUAAGGGUUAUAAAUAUUUAGGUGUCUAAUUUUCCAAUACGUUGGCAUGGAAUACACAUGGAAAUAAUGCUGCUGUACAGGGAAAGAAAAUAUUGUUGGGCAUGUUCAGUAGUUUAAAAAAUGUUGGGGCUGUAAACUAUAGAAUAUACUUCAAAAUAUUUGACACGAAAAUUAAACCCAUUCUUUUAUAUGGGGCAGAAAUUUGGGGAUUUACACAAAUA